AUGAAACAUUCCCAACAGUUUCCUCUUCUUCCCGACUUCUCUGAAAGUCUUAGACAACAACUCGAAGUCGUCACAAUAGAAGAUAUUUUUCCCAACACAACCACUGACACAAUUUACCAACUCUUUGCCAAUAUACCUGUUCUUUACUCUACGGAAUUAUCAAACAGGAGAAUAUCACUCACUGUCCCAAAGAUCUAUACUGAAUCUAUAUUAAACUAUAAAAGUACUAUAAAGGAAUAUACUGGAGGAGUGGUCAACGUAGGGCCGAUAGGGUACAGUUUAGUUGUAUAUGUUCCUUUUAAUUCUGUCUCGAAAGAGCUGUCCGAGUACUUUUCAAGUUAUGGAACCGUCACGAGUAUUAAGAAGAUAGGUGGUGGUAAUUAUCAACUCACCUCCACAGAGCAAAUAGAAUACUCGAAACUUAUGAUCAACUAUUCUUCUUUAAGUGAUGCGGAACGAGUCUAUGCUGAUAUUAACGGGAAGGAUUAUUUUGAAUGUGAAUUUUGUGUACGUGCAUAUAGAAUGUAUAUCAUAAAAGACGACAAAACUCCACUCUUCCAGAUGAAAAAGAAAAAUGAGCAGAUUCAGUGUCUUUACCAAGGGAUGGGUAGUACUGUUAAUCACCCACAAUCCCCUAAAAUAGUAUCCCCUAUCCCAGCAAUACCAAACCCUACUCAACAAUUCUAUACCCCUCAAAGGUACGAUACACAAGAGACAAAUCCUUUACUUUCAGCUUAUAGUAAGACACCUAAUAGACAGCUUCAAACUCCCGCUUUUGUCCCAAAGCAUUUAAAACAACAGCAACAAAUCAGCCCUUCUUUACAAAUGCAAAAUGUGAGUGUGACACCAACGGAGAGUCCAAAUGGCAUUCUUAAGAAGUCCUAUCCGUCUUUUACUCCUUUCGAUGAGUUAAAAACUAUUCGACUGAUCUGCACUAUCCCACCUACUUGGGGCUUGGAAGAGACUAAAAAUGCAAUUCGGGACACUGGCGUUGAAAUCCUCAAAUUCCACAAACGAACAGUGAAAGGGUUUGGUUCCUGUGCGACGGUAGUUGUCUAUCAGGGACAAGAACAUUUGUUACUUGGAAGGGUCUUUAAUGAAACGUUCUUUGCGGUGGAGACUAACGUCCCCUUCAAUUCUCUCAAUUUCGCAAUCGACAAGGACAUUCAAGAACAAAUUAAUUCGUUAAAUAAAGUCUUUGUGACACAUACACCACCCGCUUUCAAUACAAUGAAGGCCGCUGAGUUGUUUUCCGCGUUUGGCAGAAUCCUACACAUCUGGGUCGAUACUAAGAAACAAAUCGGGUUCAUCACUUACUUCUCAUUGAAGACGCUCAGAAGGUUAUUGGCUUCAAAAAGUCGAUGGAAUGUACGUGUCACAACAAAAACUGUAAUCUCGUGUUUUUCGAGUGAGAAACCACAUGCGUAA
Molecule: messenger RNA, 1428 nt
Organism: Entamoeba invadens IP1
Lineage: Eukaryota; Evosea; Mastigamoebida; Endamoebidae
Exons: 1
Coding region: 1-1428 (475 amino acids)
Molecular function (GO): nucleic acid binding
Source: RefSeq, a predicted model, not a curated record